AAAAGAAAAUUAGUCGAUUUUAGCGAAAUUAACCCCAUGAAGAAACAGUGUAUAAUUUAAGAUAAAAGCUUUGAAAUCUCCACCGUUCACACCUGUGCUAAUACCCCGGUCUUAUGUUAGUAACUUUGGUGGUUCCGUUAGCUAAGCAUUAGCUAGCGGUGCGUGAACUGUGUAUUAGUCACCCACGCAGAACGUGACAUUUCCCCGUUAUUCUGAAAGCGGCACAUGUGGAUUUUGGUGACUCCAGGGGGCGUGCCGUGGCUGCAGCCGUGACCCUGUGGUGGGUGAUGUAGACUGCUUCGCCUGGAAAGUAAACACACCAUUCCGUCAAGAUGGCCCCCGCGCUGCGAGUGGUCCUGCUGGUGUCAUUUUCAGUGUUUCUGACUGUGCUCCUGGGCUUCGGACUGCCUGCUCUCCUCAAUGCAUCCAUGAGGCUUUUGGGAUUACCGGAGACCAGUGUCACCGAGUGUAUCGUUGUGAUGUAUUUAUUUUUUGUAUUGUAUGUUGCGACGCCUCGGAUUCCCAGAGGAUUGGUGGAGGUGAAGGGGAAAGCAGUGUUUGUUACAGGUUGCGACAGUGGGUUUGGAAAUGCACUUGCCAAACAUCUGCACAAGCUCGGCUUCACUGUCUUCGCUGGAUGUUUUCUGAAGGAUAAAGGAGGAGAAGGUGCGAAGGAGCUGGAAGAGUUCCACUCAGAUCGAAUGAAGGUGGUUCAGCUGGACGUGUGCAGCGAAGAGCAGGUGAAGGAAGCGGUGGAAUAUAUCAAAGACAACCUGGAGGACUCGGAAAGAGGUCUGUGGGCUGUGGUGAACAACGCUGGAGUGUCAACGUUCGGAGAAGUAGAGUUCACGUCCAUGGACACCUACAAGCAGGUGUCAGAGGUCAACCUGUGGGGAACCAUCAGGGUCACCAAAGCUGUUCUGCCCUUGAUCCGCAGGGCUAAAGGUCGUGUUGUGAACCUGGCCAGCAUGUACGGGCGGAUGGGAAACGUCAUGCGAUCUCCGUACUGCGUAUCCAAAUACGGCGUGGAAGCGUUUUCCGAUUGCCUCCGCUACGAGAUGAAAACCUGGGGAGUGAAAGUGUCUGUAGUCGAACCGGGGAACUUCAUCGUGGCCACCGGCAUCCUGACCCGAGACAUUGUCGCCUCCACGGCCAACAAGCUGUGGAACGAGGCCCCCUCAGACGUCAAGGAGGAUUAUGGGAAAGCCCACUUCGAGCACCUCAUGGCUCUGAUGCGCUCCUAUUGCAACAGCGGACAGAAGGAAGUGACCCCAGUUUUGGAUGACAUCACCGACGCCAUCAUGUCGAAGCGGCCUUACACGCGGUACAACCCCAUGGAGCCCCACUGGUGGAUCAGGGUCCAGCUGAUGACCCAUCUGCCCGGCGCCAUAUCUGACUUUCUCUAUUUCUAGGAGGAGCCGUUUCCAUGUGACGCUGCUCAGAUCACAGACAGCAGCGUAUUUUCAACUAGUGCUACACCGAUCUACAGACUCGACCCUCCAGGGGGGGUCUCUGCUACAUAUUCCUCAGCACUUGAAAUCAUUCACUGAUCAAGCCUUAAAAAAACAUAAUGGUUUUUUUAAACUGUAAGUAAAUUAUUGCACUUUGCUUUUUGUAUGUGAUAACUUUUUAUCUAUACAGACAUAUUCCGUGAUAAGUAGUAACUACUUUGUGUUGAAUAUCAGCAGCAGGGCUAUGACACACACGUAGCUAUAAACCUUGCAUCAUUAUUGCUUGUUGUGGUGUAUUCUAAAAAAAAAAAAAAAAGAUUAUAUUUUUCCCCUUAUUUUAUCUUUGUGAGACCUUAUGUGAUUGGUUUUUUUGUUUAAUAUUUGCCUUAUGGGAAUUUUCUGGGCCCCUACUGGCACAAAGACCAAAGCUGGUUAAGCUCAAGAGACGGCUCCUGCUGUUCUGUUGUGGCCGACGCCGGAACAAACCGAGGUCAGCUACUGUAUGACCAUGGUGAGAUUUGGCUCAGAUCGCAGUGAACUUACGUAACAACAAUACAAACCCACUUUGUCUCACAUGCACCAUGUGAUCCUUAUGUGCUACUUCAACACUGAGGUUGAUUGAUGUGAUUAAUGGGCAUGCUUUAACAAAAAAUUUCUCCAUGUCUUUUUUUUUUUUUGCUGAGCAUUUUGUAUAUGCACUGUUGUGAAUGAAUAGAGCCAUGCUAUAUUUUGACAGUAGUCCAAUUGCAGUCAUUUUUUUCAAGAAUGAAUUAAAAUAAAAUGAUUAAAAUGUGCUGUA
Sphaeramia orbicularis (orbiculate cardinalfish) is the source of this 2250-nucleotide messenger RNA. It is a transcript of the gene bdh1, whose product is annotated as 3-hydroxybutyrate dehydrogenase, type 1. Gene Ontology annotation, cellular component: intracellular membrane-bounded organelle. Bases 333 to 1412 code for a protein of 359 amino acids. Lineage: Eukaryota; Metazoa; Chordata; Actinopteri; Kurtiformes; Apogonidae. Gene Ontology annotation, molecular function: oxidoreductase activity. The record is from RefSeq and is a predicted model, not a curated record. The transcript has 5 exons. Gene Ontology annotation, biological process: steroid metabolic process.